UGUCUCUCUCUUUCUCUCUCUCUCUCUCUCUCUCUCCCUCCCUCCUCUGCAAAACCUUGAGCAAGACCAAGCCAAAGAAACAAUCUUGAAAACGCUUUCUUUUGUUUUUUAAUCAAGAAAAAGAAAAGGGGUUGCUUUCGUUGCCAGCCAUGACAGAGGUUCUCCAUUCCCCUUCCCAUUUUUGUUCCUCCCCAAGACCCAGCUCCUCUUCCCCUCUUCCUCCUUCCAAUUCUUCAUCCGUCUCCUUGUCCUGCGCACCCCCGUCUUCUUUGUCCGGCGCACGCCCCCGCAGCAAAGAGGACGACGAUUGCGACUCUGCGGUGGCUGACUGUGAGGCGAAGGACCGUGACAAGCGCAGAAGGGAGCAGCUUUCUCUGUUGGCGUUGCUGGUCACCUUUUUCAGGAAAUCUUUGAUUCCGUGCAAGAGUGACAGGAGGCAGGUUUGCUCUAUGGAGAUCGGAUGGCCAACCAAUGUGCGGCACGUUGCCCAUGUCACCUUUGAUAGGUUCAAUGGGUUCUUGGGUUUGCCCGUGGAGUUUGAACCUGAAGUGCCCAGUAGGCCUCCCAGUGCAAGUACAACUGUUUUUGGAGUUUCCACGGAGUCCAUGCAGCUGUCAUACGACUCUAGAGGUAAUAGUGUGCCAACAAUUCUCUUGCUUAUGCAAGGACGGUUAUAUGCUGAAGGAGGCCUUCAGGCAGAAGGGAUUUUCAGAAUUAAUGCCGAAAACAGUCAAGAGGAGCAUGUAAGGGACCAAUUAAAUAGGGGAGAUGUACCAGAAGGCAUCGAUAUACACUGUUUGGCAGGACUGAUCAAGGCUUGGUUUAGGGAACUCCCAGCCGGGGUUCUGGACUCUCUAUCGCCUGAGCAGGUAAUGCAAUGCCAGACUGAAGAUGACUGUUCACAACUUGUGAGGCUUCUGCCGCCGACUGAAGCUUCUCUACUGGAUUGGGCCAUCAACCUUAUGGCUGAUGUUGUUCAACAGGAACAUCUAAACAAGAUGAAUGCACGCAACAUAGCCAUGGUUUUUGCACCAAACAUGACUCAGAUGGCAGAUCCUUUGACUGCAUUGAUGUAUGCAGUCCAAGUGAUGAACUUCCUCAAAACACUUAUUUUGAAGACAUUGCAAGAAAGAAAGGAUUCUGCGGUAGAGCCUCCUGUGUGCAAUGUAGAGCCCUCUGACGAUAAUGGACACCAGAGCCCUUCCCAGUCCUUUGAGGAAGAUAUUGGCAAAUGUAACCAAGAGAAAGAGCAGUCAGUGAUUACUGAAGAACCUCAAUCUGAAAGUUCCUCCAUCUCUAACCAAGUCAGUAACCUAACCAAUAGAGAGGCUAGCAGUUUGGUGAGGCUGGUAAAGAAGCUAAAUCCUGACGGCAGUGGGUGUUGCGAGAAUGCAGUGCAAGAUGACUACUUGGUUAAUGAAAUGGAAGCUGGCAGAGCCAGCAAGAUGACAUCUGAAGUUCAAGCGGACACGCCUGGUCAGUCGAGUAAUUUAACUAUCAAAACAGGGCCUAAACGACUAAGUGAUCAGAAGUCUGUAAUAAGGGAAACAGGGCUUAUUGAGAAGGCUAGGGGAAUCAGCACCCUGAGUCGCAUAGAUUCAACGAUGGAGCGGAUUGAAGCCUGGCGGUAAAGAAAAGUUCGGCCCAAUGAUUGGAGCUUUAACUGAUUCUAUGACAUUGUGUGAAUAUAUGUAGUUUGGAUUGAUUUGCAAAUUGUGGGUGUGUGUGAUAUGUUCAUGUAUGCGUUUUCUGUCUUGCUCCGUGGUGGUUUACUUAACCUGUUUCUUAUUUCAUGGAUGACAAUGUUUACUAUCAACUAACAUUGUUAAUCGGAGUUUCCAUUGGUGUGGUUCCUGA
Molecule: messenger RNA, 1857 nt
Organism: Pyrus x bretschneideri (Chinese white pear)
Lineage: Eukaryota; Viridiplantae; Streptophyta; Magnoliopsida; Rosales; Rosaceae
Product: rho GTPase-activating protein 5
Exons: 5
Coding region: 150-1631 (493 amino acids)
Biological process (GO): signal transduction
Molecular function (GO): GTPase activator activity
Source: RefSeq, a predicted model, not a curated record